GGACUCUGAGCCCCGAGUGGCUUCACAGCAAGCCUAGCAUAGAAGUCCACUCAUCUGCUAGACAGAGCAGUGCUGCGCUCACUCGUCUGGCUGUCCUUCACCCAAGCAGCCGAUUUCAUCACGACGACUACACUUCCGAGAGGUGUCUAAAGCCAAAAGCCUGCAACGCACGAAUCACAAAUAAGAAAUGAAUCUCGAGCCACCCAAAGCUGAGAUCAAGUCGGCCACCCGGGUCAGCGGAGGACCCGCCACCCCACGCAAGGGACCCCCCAAGUUCAAGCAGAGGCAGACCCGCCAGUUCAAGAGCAAGCCUCCGAAGAAGGGAAUCCAGGGAUUUGGUGACGACAUCCCUGGAAUGGAGGGCUUAGGCACAGACAUCACCGUCAUUUGCCCCUGGGAGGCCUUCAAUCACCUGGAGCUGCACGAGCUGGCCCAGUACGGCAUCAUCUGAGCCUUCGAGCGUCUUCCUGCGAUCCCCUGAGGAUCCCAGGCGACACUCCUCAAACCACCCGCCUCGGGCUCCGACUCCAAGAUUCAAGUGGAACCGCUCCAAACAGACAACCACAACGAACUGUAAUGAACACAAAAAAUGGAAAAAGAGAAAAAAAAAUCUACAAAAAAAUCAAAACCCUUCUCUAACUCUGGAUUCUUCCUCAUCUCACUCACACCAUCUGCUGAUCGUUAGCAUCCGUUGAGUUUCUCUCGACUUCACUGAGUAGCUCUGCGCUGUUGUUUCCUUAAAAACAGCCGCUCUCUCCUCUUUCGCUCUGUCUUCUACCUUCGUUUUCCUUCUUUUCUAUCCUCCUCACGGACCAAACACGAAACUUACGCAAGCAAGGCAGCCUCAAUUUGAGUUUAAGUGACAAACCCGUGGAGGGGGUGGGUUCCCGCUUCACGAGCUUUGGCGCCUCUUCUCGCCACCUUUGGAGGCUUUCACCAUUGACGCCGAAUGUUUAAAAUAACUAAACCUGAAUUCUGUAGAGAGCCGACACCAGCUUGCCAUUGCUGAGCGUAACCUUCCAGUGGGUAAAUCAGAAAUCCCUCUUUUCCCUCUGGUUUUAAACUGCACCCGACUUCACAAGGAAAAAUUUUCUACCGUCAUUUUUUGUGGAAUUCCGCUGGUAGUUGAUCAACACGAGGAAAUCUGGCGGCACAUCAGAAAUAAACCACACAUAACAAACAUCAAGGAAAACCCAAAUUAUAUCAUCACAGCUACCGAUAGUUUGUGUCGUCAUCGGCUUUGCAUCUCCUUUGUACUGUUUUAAUGUAUUCUGUUUAUUGCGUGUUUAUUUCUCAUACUUUCACUUUGCCCUGUGGGUUUAUAUUUGUGUUUUUAAGCUCCUUAUUUUAGUUGUAAAGUUUAGUAUAUUUUACAUUUUCCUCAUUGUCCUUCAACCAUCUGCCAGUUUGCUUCUGAUUUCACCUCCAUCAUCAUCAUCAUCACCCUGCUGCCCGCCACACUUUCAAAACAUUAUUAUUCUAACGGUGAAGAUAAGUUUUACCUGCCGACGUGAAGCUGGUGGAGGCAGAGGGAUGAGUUGGAUGGAUGUUUCAGUUCACGGCCAGAAGAGAUGUGUAAUGGAGCUUUGUCCUCUCUACAGGACGACGGAACAAAAAAUAAAGCAUAAAAAGAGGAAAAUAAAACAGGAGAGUUUU
This is a messenger RNA of Acanthochromis polyacanthus (spiny chromis), 1656 nucleotides long. RefSeq names its product phosphodiesterase 6G, cGMP-specific, rod, gamma, paralog b (gene pde6gb). The transcript has 4 exons. Gene Ontology annotation, molecular function: cGMP binding; 3',5'-cyclic-nucleotide phosphodiesterase activity. NCBI's taxonomy places the organism in Eukaryota, Metazoa, Chordata, Actinopteri, Pomacentridae. Gene Ontology annotation, cellular component: photoreceptor outer segment membrane. Gene Ontology annotation, biological process: visual perception; positive regulation of G protein-coupled receptor signaling pathway; positive regulation of epidermal growth factor receptor signaling pathway. The record is from RefSeq and is a predicted model, not a curated record. Bases 188 to 451 code for a protein of 87 amino acids.